Molecule: messenger RNA, 4663 nt
Organism: Callithrix jacchus (white-tufted-ear marmoset)
Lineage: Eukaryota; Metazoa; Chordata; Mammalia; Primates; Cebidae
Gene: KYAT3
Product: kynurenine aminotransferase 3
Biological process (GO): biosynthetic process
Cellular component (GO): mitochondrion; cytoplasm
Molecular function (GO): pyridoxal phosphate binding; L-kynurenine:2-oxoglutarate transaminase activity
Source: RefSeq, a predicted model, not a curated record
UUCCUCCCUCACUCCUCUACUGUUACCUGGAAGACUCUUGUGAAAGUAAAGUGGAACGCCUUUGGGAAUCAAACUAGAAUAGUCAGUAAACAAUUACAGGCAAACUGUGACUACAUUUCAGGAAAGAAAUGUAAGAGUUGAACAAAAUUGAAGUUGAUUUCUUUAUUUGCAAAUAUAGAUAGUUGGUCCCAAGCUGGGGUGGUGGCUCCAUGAUGUCAGGGCUAAGGAUCCUCCUCUCUGAUUCUAUUGCACUAGAUCAUCUUGAACUUGUAAAUCCCAUAUGGUGGUCCAAGAGGACUGCAGUCAUCUUAGACCUGCACCCUGCACCCAAACUAGCAGGGAAAAUGCAAACCAAGGGAAUAAUAAGGGCCUAUCACUCCUUUAAGACAUUUCAUGGCAGCUGCACAUACACCUUCCGCUUAUAUGCCAUUGGCCACGAUUUGGUCAUACAGCCAACCCAGCCAUAACAGAGGGUGGAAAUGCAGUCUUUAUACCAUGUGCCAUGUACUUUGCUGAAACUUGGGGAUUCUAUUACUACAGAUUUUAAAAGGGAUUGUGACUGAAAAAAAAGUUUGUUUGUUUUUUAAAUAGAAUAGAAUAUCAAAUACUGAGGGAUAAAUAGCAGCCCACCCUAAAGUUCCUCUUUCCCUUUUUUGUAAGGACCAGUGUUAUAGUACUUACUAAGGACUGAGCACUGUCCUAAGUAUUGUUUGUUUUGGUUUGGUUGUUUGAUUGAUUCAUUAAAUAGUGUAAUCCUUACAAUAACACUCUGAGUAAGGUUCUAUUAUUCACAUUUUACAAUUGAGGAAAUUGAAGCACAGAAAAAUGAAAUAACUUGCUCAAGGUAACACAGCUAGAAAAUUGCAGAGGUGGAAUUUGAACCAGGCAAUUUGGCUUAUCCAUUAUACUAUACCACCUUCUCUCUGCUAUAUUUCAAAAUAUUUUUAGUUCUUUAGAUGAAGCAAGGGAAAAGGCCUAAUCUACAUAUUUUUUUUUAUUCAGAAAACAAAUGAACAGAAGAUAUAAGUAUAAUAUACCUAUUAGCUAGUAAUUUCAAGGACUCGCUUACAGGGCCUUUUUCUACAUUCUGGGCCUUUUCGACACCUAUUUUCCUUUCCAGAAACAUUUUUGCAGGCUGCUUCCUUAUCAUUCAAUUCUGAGUUCUAAUGUCACCUCCUAAAAAAAAGCCUUCCUGACCCUCCUAUUUAAAUCUGCAGCUAUCUCCACCCAUCAUUGCUUCUUUCGUAGCACUUAUCACCCUCUAAAAUCAUUUUUCAUACUUACUUGUCUAUUGCUUGUCUCUCCCUACCAGAAUGUAAGGUAGAGACACAGGUUUUCUCUACCUCAUUCUUACUUCCCAGUUGCCUCAGCAUCUAUGUUUGCAAUUAAUAUUUGGUAAAUAUGAGAAAAAGAAAAAUAGCCCUUGGUGUCAGGAACGGAACUGACACUUAACCUUAGCGUUGUUAGGAAUUGACUGUGGGGUUGCCCUGUGAAAACAUAAUCUCACAACACACUAACAUCAUACCAGGUCAUUCUGUAAUCAUGAUGAAGUGAGAUUACAAACAAGAUCGCAGUAUUUUUGCCUAACCACAGAUAAAAACAAGGUCACAGCGCAAACUACAAAAAUAUCAAACUAUCCUCCUCCCCCAGCUAUGAUUGUUGCUUCUUUACCAAUUACAGCUUUAACCUAGCACUUUCCCUCCCUCCUUUUAGGUAAGAGGUAGUAAGAUUCCCAAUCGCGGCAGACUCCACAGCUAAUGGGCGCCCUGAGUCACACUCCAUAGCCAAUCCCAGGCCACAUCCAGGCUUGCCCCCACCUGUACACAAUAAUUUCUCCCUGCACCCAAUCGUCUUCCGAACCUCCCUGAAGAGUAUAUGCUUUUAAUCAAAGAUUACUUUUGUUUCUUUUUUUUAGAACAGAGUAGCAAUGCUAACGGCUCUCCCACUCCCUCUAGCCUCUCAUCCUCUUAAAAUGGAAGACAAUCUAAACAUAAAACUCAAUUUUUAACAAAAACUCUCCUUUCGCUGACACUGCCCUCCCCAAAGAAGUCACCAGUGGUUUCCUUCCUUGUUUUCCUAGAGAUUUUUCUUUUCCGCUUUUUAACCCCUCACCCCCAUCUCAAAUGACAAAUACAUCCGGGAACUCCUUUUCACACUCUCUCUAGCCUUGCCCUGUCUUAGGCGCCUUGCAAAGUUAUUCUAACCCGACCCCACCACUUGUACAAGCUCAGCGGCCCCAUAGCUUGCUCAUUCUUGCACACCAGUCCACGUCCCAUAACCUGCCCCAACCCAAUCAGCCGCUUGCAUCCGAUUUGAGCCCUGGACCUAAAUUCCACGUCUAUUUGCAAGUCCCGCCCGCCUAACAGCAGUCCUUCACCGCCGCCUGCCAGAACCAGCGCGUGAUCCAGGAGGACUCCACAGCCAAUGCGCACCUUGAGACCGCACCCACAGCCAAUCCCCGGCCACGUCCAGACCCGCCUCCAUCCUGUCCCCUUCCUCCCUAAGGCCAACCCGCGGCCCACCCCUCUCCCUGCUCCAUUUCCAUCCAGUCCGCGAUCGCGGCGGGCCUCACAGCCUAGGCGCGCCUUGAGUCACACUCCACAGCCAAUCCCGUGCCACAUCAGUCUCGCCCCCCCCCCCACCCCGCCCCCUUGUUUCCACCAGCCCGGGAUUCCCAAAAUCCCGCUCCUCCCCUCCCCCCAAAAAACACCCCUCAACCAGUCUCAUCCAGUCCAAAAAUCCCGGCCGACCCCUUCACCAAAGCGCGCACUGAGCGCAAACCUCAGAGUCAAUCCCUGUCCCGGCUCCGCCCCCCGCGUCCGAACCCCGCCCAGCCGGGCCCUCAAGCCCAGGCGGGACUCGAGCCUGGAGUGGCGAGAUUCUCGCGCCUGGAUGUCUUUGGCCCAGAGGAGCCUCUGCUUUCUUAGUGGGAGAGCAGAAUUCUUGAAGACAAUUUCUUCCAAAAUCCUCGGAUUCUCUACUUCUAAAAUGUCAUUGAAAUUCACAAAUGCGAAACGAAUUGAAGGACUUGACAAAAAUGUGUGGAUUGAAUUUACCAAAUUGGCUGCAGACCCUUCUGUUGUGAAUCUUGGCCAAGGCUUUCCAGAUAUAUCCCCUCCUAUAUAUGUAAAAGAAGAAUUAUCAAAGAUUGCAGCAAUUGAUAGCCUGAAUCAAUAUACACGAGGCUUUGGCCAUCCAUCACUUGUGAAAGCUCUGUCCUACCUGUAUGAAAAGCUUUAUCAAAAGCAAAUUGAUUCAAAUAAAGAAGUCCUUGUGACAGUAGGAGCAUAUGGAUCUCUUUUUAAUGCCAUUCAAGCAUUAAUUGAUGAGGGAGAUGAAGUCAUAAUAAUAGUGCCUUUCUAUGACUGCUAUGAGCCCAUGGUGAGAAUGGCUGGAGCAACACCUGUUUUUAUUCCUUUGAGAUCUAAACCUGUUGAUGGAAAAAAAUGGUCUAGUUCUGACUGGACAUUAGAUCCUCAAGAACUGGAAAGUAAAUUUAAUUCCAAAACAAAAGCUAUUAUACUAAAUACUCCACAUAACCCACUGGGCAAGGUAUAUAACAAAGAGGAACUCCAAGUAAUUGCUGACCUUUGCAUCAAAUAUGACACACUCUGCAUCAGCGAUGAGGUUUAUGAAUGGCUUGUAUAUUCUGGAAAUAAGCACUUAAAAAUAGCCACUCUUCCAGGUAUGUGGGAGAGAACAAUAACGAUAGGAAGUGCUGGAAAGACUUUCAGUGUAACUGGCUGGAAGCUUGGCUGGUCCAUUGGUCCGACUCAUUUGAUAAAACAUUUACAGACAGUUCAACAAAAUACGAUUUAUACUUGCGCAACUCCUUUACAAGAAGCCUUGGCUCAAGCUUUCUGGAUUGACAUCAAGCGCAUGGAUGAUCCAGAAUGUUACUUUAAUUCUUUGCCAAAAGAAUUAGAAGUAAAAAGAGAUCGGAUGGUAUAUUUACUUGAAAGUGUUGGCCUAAAACCCAUAGUUCCUGAUGGAGGAUACUUCAUCAUUGCUGAUGUGUCUUCACUAGAUCCAGACCUCUCUGAUAUGAAUAAUAAUGAGCCUUAUGACUAUAAAUUUGUGAAAUGGAUGACUAAACAUAAGAAACUAUCAGCCAUCCCUGUUUCAGCAUUCUGUAACUCAGAGACUAAAUCACACUUUGAGAAGUUUGUGCGAUUUUGCUUCAUUAAAAAAGACAGCACACUGGAUGCUGCUGAAGAAAUCAUCAAGGCAUGGAGUGUCCAGAAGUCUUGAUAUGUGCAGAAUGGAUUAAUGUUUCUAUUAGAGGACCUGGGAUGGAAUUGUUACCUAGUGCUGCCACCUGCUGGAUGUUAUAAGAUAUUUCAGUACAACUGGAAUUAAACUUAUUUCCAUUGUUUUUCCAAAGCGGUUAACCCAACUCCUAACAAUACUCAGGAGAUCUGACCUUUUUUUUUUUUUUUUUUUCAGUUGAAAUGUAUUAACACAUCUUCCAAUAUCAUUUUGUAAGAGUCAGCAUAACAUAGUGGGUAAGAACUUUGAGAUGUUUAACCUCUCUGUAACUCAGUUCAAUCACUGUAAAAUGGGGAUUAAAAACAGCACCUGAUUCAUAUGAGGGUCGUUUGUGAGGAUUAAAUGGACUAAUGUAUGCAAAGCCUGGCAAACAAUAAACACUCAGCUGACUUUA